This is a messenger RNA of Anneissia japonica, 1697 nucleotides long. RefSeq names its product sialin-like. NCBI's taxonomy places the organism in Eukaryota, Metazoa, Echinodermata, Crinoidea, Comatulida, Comatulidae. The transcript has 5 exons. Gene Ontology annotation, biological process: monoatomic anion transport. The record is from RefSeq and is a predicted model, not a curated record. The coding region runs from base 114 to 860 and encodes 248 amino acids. Gene Ontology annotation, molecular function: transmembrane transporter activity.
GUGUAGGCUUGAUUUUGGCUUUAUUUUGGACAGUGUUUGUAUACGAUACAGCAAACCAACAUCCAUGCAUAUCACAGAAUGAGCUCGCCUUGCUUGAUUCAAAUUCAAGUUUAAUGGAAUCUGAUAUCAAGAUUAAAUCUGUUCCAUGGCUGACCAUUUUUACUUCGCCUCCAGUUUUGGCAAUUGUCAUAGGAUACUUUUCAUCGGACUUCGGCGAAUAUAUCUUAUUUACGGAUACGCCAACAUUUUUGUCUUCAGUUUUAGGAUACGACUUCCAAACAGUUGCUGUUUCGGUUCUCAUAAUGUGUAUAUUGAAGCCUCCAUUUAUGGUCCUGUCGUGGAAAUUCAUGGAUUUUCUUAUUCAGCGUGGAUAUCUUUGCGCCUUAAAUACACGAAAAUUAUAUGCAAUUUUAGCGCUUGGAAUUUCAGCUAUCUGUUUUCUUACUUUUGGAUGUGCUAGCAACAAUGUACACUUCCUGCAGUGUCUUCUUACAAUUGCUUUUGGACUUUAUGUAAUGGCGGAUAUCGGAAUUCUUUCCAACGCAAUAGACCUUUCUCCGGUGUACUCUGGGAUAAUAACAGGUGUCGUAAUGACGACAUCCAGUGCUGCUGGUUUUAUUGGACCUUCCAUCGUUGGAUUACUAACACAAGAUAAUAAUGUGUUAAAACAAUGGUCUUUAAUGUUUACAAUAACUGCUGUCGUCCAGAUUUUUGGGAUGAUUAUUUAUCUGAUGUUUGCACAAGUUGAAGAACAGGAGUGGUCAAGUCAAGAAGUGGUCAAGAAUAAUGGUCAAAAACAGGAGAGGUCAAAACUGAAAAUUAGUCAUGACGAAGAGAAAGCAAGUUUGAUUAAUAAUUAGAUAAUGCAAAUACUCAAAAACCUUUUUCUUAUCUAUCUUACUACCAUACUUUUUGGCCCUUUAUCAUCAAGACCAUUUUUAAUAAAUUUCAUAUUUAUCUCGUUUAAAAUAUCGUAAAAUAUAAUUUUACACUAACAUGAUUUACAAAAUAUUGAUCAAGUUGUUGUCACAAGAACGAUUCAUGGUAGAAUUCAUUAUGAAAAAUUUGAAAACACUACAAAUACACCAACGGUACUAAGAAGGGAAUUAAGAUAGAGAAACGAAUGUAUGCGUUAUUAUAAUCGAACAUUAUAUGCAAGUUGGAUUGUAUCGAUAAUAACAUUAUUGGAAUUUAUUGUAUGUUGAUACAGGAAUUAUAAUUUAUGUAUAUUGUUGGUACAGGAAUUAUACUUUAUGUAUAUUGUUUUACAUUAUUACAAAAAAAUAAUUAUUAAAAAAGGUAUACAGGGUAAUAUGAUAAAAUUAAUAUUUGGUGUUAUGUUGUUGGAGAGCCACUCAGACAGUAAUUUAUUUUACUUUUUGGUAAUCCUGCCGGCUCUUGGGGGAAACAUGGAUUACCUUUUCGAAUUUUCUGAAUAUUUUACUGUAUUGUUAUGAUAAAAAAAAAAGGCGAAAUAAAUGAAAUGAAAAAUGAAAUGUACAAAUAUAAUAUAAUUAUAAAUGACCAGAUCUGUAAUGAAAAACACUAUACACAUAAAACAAUGAAGAUAUCAUUGAAAUAUAUAGUGGAACUGAUGAAGUCAAUUUUCAAAAGAAAAUAUAAAUUUAUGUUUACGCAAAUAAGUAAAUAUUAUUAUAAGAUAUUCAUGGAAAAAUUAAAAAUUAAACAAAUCAUGA